GCCUGAAAGCAAGCUUCCCUCCCCCAACCUCUCCAGGCCCUCUGAUCCUGUACACUGGCCAGGGCCCAGGUGGGUGUUGAGGUGCACACACGCACACAGGAGUCCUGCAGGCAGCUGUGGGGAGGAAGGUGCUCCAGGGAAGAGGCACUGGAGGUGCCUGGGACGGCCUGUGCCUUGCCGGGCUUUGCACACACAGGCCAGCCCAGCCCAGAGGACAACACAAGACCACCGUCAGUGACCCAAAGAACAAGCUGCAGACGUGCUACAGAACAGACCCUGCAGGCAGAAGGGGUCGGGCUUUGGGACACCUGAGGAAGCGCACUUGGCAGAGGGAACGGACCGGCCCUUGCAAAAGCCCUGAGGCAAGAAUGUGCCAGCCCAGGCGCGCGGGGCAGCUCGGAGCCGGAGACCGCGAAGCCGGUGCCCUCGCGUCCUGCUGCCGCCCUGCCCCAUGGGCGCCACGCUCCUCCUCGCCUUCGGGCUUUUGGCCCAGGGCCUCAGCCUAUCUUUGGGCAGCCCCGAGCUGAGGAGGCCCAGCACCCUGGACCCCUGGCGCCGGGCACAGAUGUCAGGCCGCGUGCGGAGGGCCUGGGUCAUACCACCCAUCAGCGUGUCCGAGAACCACAAGAACCUCCCCUACCCCCUGGUGCAGAUCAAGUCUGACAAGCAACAGCUGGGCAGCGUCAUCUAUAGCAUCCAGGGACCUGGCGUGGACGAGGAGCCCCGGGGCAUCUUCUCCAUCGACAAGUUCACUGGGAAGGUGUUCCUCAACGCCACUCUGGACCGUGAGAAGACAGACCGCUUCAGGCUGAGAGCCUUUGCCUUGGACCUGGGGGGAUCCACCCUGGAGGACCCCACAGACCUGGAGAUCGUGGUUGUGGACCAGAACGACAACCGGCCAGCCUUCCAGCAGGAGGUGUUCACUGGCCGGGUGCUGGAGGGCACGGUGCCAGGCACCUUCGUGACCAGGGCAGAGGCCACGGAUGCUGACGACCCAGAGACAGACAAUGCAGCCCUCCGGUACUCUCUCCUGGGGCAGGGCGGCCAUGAGCUCUUCACCAUCGAUGAGCUCACGGGGGAGAUCCGGACAGUGCAAGUGGGGCUGGACCGAGAGGCAGUCGCCGUGUACAAUCUGACAGUGCAGGUGGCAGACAUGUCUGGAGAUGGCCUCACCGCCACUGCCUUGGCCAUCAUCUCUGUGGAUGAUAUCAAUGACAACGCCCCAGAGUUUACUAGAGACGAGUUCCUCAUGGAGGCCCCAGAGGCUGUCAGUGGAGUGGAUGUGGGGCGGCUCAAGGUGGAGGAUAGGGACCUGCCAGGCUCCCCCAACUGGGCGGCCCAGUUCAUCAUCUUGGGAGGUGACCCUGAUGGGCAGUUCGCUAUCCGCACAGACUCCAAGACAAACGAGGGAGUGCUGUCUGUGGUGAAGCCCCUGGACUACGAGACCCAAGAGCUCUACCAGCUCAUGGUAUCGGUGCAGAAUGUGGCCCCACUGCAGGUGGCUGCUCCCAGGGCCCGGAGGGGCCAUGCACGGGUCAGUGUGCACGUGCGAGACAUCAACGAGGCCCCUGUGUUCCAAGAGAACCCACUUCGGACCAGCCUGGCUGAGGGGGCACCCCCCGGAACCUCCGUGGCCACCUUCUCCGCCCAGGACCCUGACACACAGCAGCUGCAGAGGCUCAGCUACUCCAAGGACUAUGACCCUGAAGACUGGUUGCAAGUGGAUGGAGCCACUGGCCAUAUCCAGACCCAGAGGGUGCUCAGCCCCACCUCCCCCUUCCUCAAGGACGGGUGGUACAGAGCCAUCAUCCUGGCCCUUGAUGAUGCUUCCCCACCCUGCACAGCCACCGGCACCCUGUCCGUGGAGAUCCUGGAGGUGAACGACCAUGCCCCUGUGCUGGCACCACCACUUCUGGACAGCCUGUGCAGUGAGCCCCACCAAGGCACCGGCCUCCUCCUGGGUGCUACAGAUGAGGACCUGCCUCCUCAUGGGGCCCCUUUCCACUUCCAGCUGAGCCCCAGGCUCCCAGAGCUCAGCCGGAACUGGAGCCUCAGCCCUGUCAACGUGAGCCACGCACGGCUAUGGCUGCGGCAUCAGGUCCCCGAGGGCCUGCACCGCCUGAGUAUUCUUCUCCGGGACUCAGGGCUGCCGCCCCAGCAGCGCGAGCAGCUGCUGAAUGUGACUGUGUGUCGCUGUAGCCAAGAUGGUGCCUGCCUGCCAGGGGCUGCUGUGCUGCGGGCAGGGGGCGCGGGCAUUAGCCUGGGCGUCCUGGCCAUCGUGCUGGGCAGUGUCCUACUGCUGCUGUUGCUGGUCUUGCCUGUGGCGCUCCGAGUGCGGCUCCAGCAGCGGACUCAGGACAAGGGGGUGCUGCCCAGGCUGCAAGAUGACCUUCGAGACAACAUCCUCAACUAUGAUGAGCAGGGAGGCGGGGAGGAGGACCAGGAUGCCUACGACAUAAGCCAGCUGCGCCACCCGGUAGAGCUGACUGCCCUGAGCACCCUGGGACGGCCACUGCUGCGCCGUGACACCCCCUACGGCCGAGUGCCACCCCAGCCACCCCGAGCAAUGCCCACCAGUCCUGCUGACAUCGAGGACUUUAUCAAUGAGGGUUUGGAGGCUGCAGACAGUGACCCCAGUGUGCCGCCCUAUGACACGGCUCUCAUCUACGACUUCGAGGGUGACGGUUCCAUGGCUGGGACGCUGAGCUCCAUCCUUUCCAGCCUGGGUGACCAGGACCAGGAUUAUGACUACCUCAGGGACUGGGGUCCCCGCUUUGCCCGGCUGGCAGACAUGUACGGGCACCCAUGGGGGUCCGAGUGAGGGGCUAGACUUGGCAUCUAGAUGUGUCCACUGGGCCAGGGAUGGGGCCUUUCUCCUGGGGGCACCUCAUCCAGAUGUGGAGUGGACCGUCUGACCACGGGGGCCUAUCUGGACACACACCCCAGGCCAGGUAGUGGAGAUGGCUCAGCAACACAGCUUGAGGGCACCUGGCCCCUAUUUCUGGGCCUGGGUGACCUCCUUCAGGAAAGGCCUAAGUCCAGGGCACAGGACUCAGGAUGUGGAGGGAGCGGCUGGGAGACCCACCCUUCUGCUGGCAUAGGGACAGCUUCCCUGGGUCUCCCCCUGGGGCCCUCCACCCCUACUCCCACCUUUGCUUUCUAAGAAAGGACCUCCUUUUUGUACAAAGAAAACAGCCCCCUAGUAAAU
Molecule: messenger RNA, 3208 nt
Organism: Nycticebus coucang (slow loris)
Lineage: Eukaryota; Metazoa; Chordata; Mammalia; Primates; Lorisidae
Gene: CDH15
Product: cadherin 15
Exons: 16
Coding region: 452-2821 (789 amino acids)
Biological process (GO): adherens junction organization; cell morphogenesis; cell-cell junction assembly
Cellular component (GO): plasma membrane; adherens junction; catenin complex
Molecular function (GO): cadherin binding; calcium ion binding
Source: RefSeq, a predicted model, not a curated record